Molecule: messenger RNA, 1581 nt
Organism: Arachis stenosperma
Lineage: Eukaryota; Viridiplantae; Streptophyta; Magnoliopsida; Fabales; Fabaceae
Product: anthocyanin 5-aromatic acyltransferase-like
Exons: 2
Coding region: 15-1436 (473 amino acids)
Source: RefSeq, a predicted model, not a curated record
CUUCCUCUGUUUCCAUGGGUCAACCCCGCCAUCACAUUGUGAAAAUCAUUGAGCAAUGUUCAGUUUCACCUCCACCAGAUUCCGUUCCACCAACUUCGAUCCCCCUAACAUUCUUCGACCUCCCUUGGUUCUACCUCCAUCCGAUACAACGCAUAUUCUUCUACGAGCUUCCUCAACCCACCACCACCAACCAAAUCUUACAAACUGUGGUUCCCACUCUCAAACACUCUCUUUCCCUCACUCUUCAACACUUCUUUCCCUUUGCCGGAAACAUUCUUGUCCCUCUUCACCCGGGUAACUUCCCUCACAUCCUCUACUCCGAUGGUGACUCUGUUUCUUUCACUGUGGCCGAGUCCCAUGAAGAUUUUAACUACUUUGUCGCUAAUGCUCCAACACAUCUUAGAGACCUUAACCUUCUUGCUCCCGUCUUUCCUUCUCCGCUUACAACACAAGACGGUGGAAAGUUGCUUCCUCUUAUGGCGGUUCAGAUCACUGUCCUACCCAACUAUGGCUUCAGCAUGUGCGUCGGCUUUAAUCACGUUGUUGCUGACGGAAGAGCCUUUCAUCAUUUCAUCAAGUUCUGGGCUUCCGUUUGUAGGACAAGAGGUGAAGACAUGGAUUCCGUUAAAGAAUCUCUUCAACUGCCACUACACAACAGAGACGCCAUCGAAGACUGGAGAGGGCUAAAGCUCGUUUUCUUGGAGGAACUUUCAAGUUCUUUUACGAAGAUCGUGAAGUCUUUUGGCAUACUUGUUGAUAUUCCCAGUAACAAGGUUCGCUUUACGUUUACCCUGAGCCGUGAGCAGGUGGAGAAAAUCAAGAAAUGGAUAUACCUUGAAUGCAAAAAAAUCGGAUUAAGUACAGAGUCGUUGAUCAUAUCGACCUAUGUGGUGACUUGUUCUUUGCUUUGGGUAUGCAUGGUAAAACAUUAUUACACUAAUACUGAUGCCUAUGAAACAUGCAAGUUUACAUUCCCAGCAGAUUGUCGAAACUGUGGAGAAUUGUCUAUUCCAUCGACAUACUUUGGAAACUGCCUUUCUCGGCCGGUCGUCGAACUCGAGAAGGGCAAGCUAGUGGUGGAAAAUGGGAUUGUUGAAGCAGCUAUUGCUAUUGAAAGCAAAAUUAGAGAGUUUAAGUGCGAUGGUUUGAAGGAGAUUGAAGAUUUGAUGACACAUUUUAACGAGUUAGGGACAUCGAAAGAAUGUAGGGUAAUAGCUAUAGGGUCAGCAAAGCAUGGUGUUUAUGAAACUGAUUUUGGGUGGGGGAAGCCGAAGAAAAGUGACGUAAUUCAUGUAUUGCAUUCAAGGAUAUUCUCUCUGUGUGAUUCUAAGGAUGAUAACGGAGUUGAAAUUGGACUCACCCUUGAAAGGAGUGAAAUAGAAAAUUUCAAUACUAUUGUGAAAGAACACAUUACAAGUAUUGUAGGUUGUGAUUAGACUUUUCGAUCCUUUUGUGUGUAAUCAGAAAUGACCUAUCGGAAACUUUUGUUCUAUUAUUAUUGUUGUUGUUAGAGAAACAGGGAUUUAUUAUGAAAUACACAACACAUCCCUAUCAAAAUUUAAAGGUAAUAGACCAGCUUCA